CCGGCUCCCCCGGCUCCUGCUCAUCCACCGGCUCCUAUUCCCCCGCCGGCUCCCCCGUCUCCUGCUCCUCCGCCGGCUCCUGCUCCCCCGCCGGCCGUCAACCCUCCGCCGGCUCCCCCGGCUCCUGCUCCUCCGCCGGCUGCCGACCUGCUGCCGGCUCCCAUUCCUCCGCCGGCUCCCCUGUCUCCUAUUCCUCCGCCGGCUCCCCCGGCUCCUACUCCUCCGCCGGCUCUUCCGCCGGCUCCGGACCCUCCGCCGGCUCCCCCGGCUCCUGCUCCUCCGCCGGCUGCCGACCUGCCGCCGGCUCCUAUUCCUCCGCCGGCUCCCCCGUCUCCUACUCCUCCGCCGGCUCUUCCGCAGGCUCCUGACCCUCCGCCGGCUCCCCCGUUUCCUAUUCCUCCGCCGGCUCCCCCGGCUCCUACUCCUCCGCCGGCUCCCCCGGCUCCUACUCCUCCGCCGGCUCCUCCACCGGCUCCUAUUCCCCCGCCGGCUCCCCCGGCUCCUGCUCCUCCACCGGCUCCUAUUCCCCCGCCGGCUCCCCCGUCUCCUGCUCCUCCGCCGGCUCCUACUCCUCCGCCGGCUCUUCCGCCGGCUCCUGACCCUCCGCCGGUUUCCCCAUCUCCUGCUCCUCCGCCGGCUCUUCCGCCGGCUCCGGACCCUCCGCCGGCUCCCCCGGCUCCUGCUCCUCCACCGGCUCCUAUUCCCCCGCCGGCUCCCUCGUCUCCUGCUCCUCCGCCGGCUCCUACUCCUCCGCCGGCUCUUCCGCCGGCUCCUGACCCUCCGCCGGUUUCCCCAUCUCCUGCUCCUCCGCCGGCUCUUCCGCCGGCUCCUGACCCUCCGCCGGUUUCCCCAUCUCCUGCUCCUCCGCCGGCUCUUCCGCCGGCUCCUGACCCUCCGCCGGUUUCCCCAUCUCCUGCUCCUCCGCCGGCUCUUCCGCCGGCUCCUGACCCUCCGCCGGUUUCCCCAUCUCCUGCUCCUCCGCCGGCUCUUCCGCCGGCUCCGGACCCUCCGCCGCCUCCCCCGGCUCCUGCUCCUCCGCCGGCUCCUAUUCCCCCGCCGGCUCCCCCGGCUCCUGCUCCUCCG
Messenger RNA from Esox lucius (northern pike), 1083 nucleotides. RefSeq names its product vegetative cell wall protein gp1-like. The annotation marks the transcript as partial. Lineage: Eukaryota; Metazoa; Chordata; Actinopteri; Esociformes; Esocidae. The transcript has a single exon. The record is from RefSeq and is a predicted model, not a curated record.